GCGCGUACAGAGAGAGAAUUGAUGUGGUAUACACAUCAGAGAAUUAAGAAAAUGGUAUUGGUAUGGAUCAAGGCUUAUUAAAACAAUGUGAGCGAUUUGCUCAGAUUUUAAAUCUGAAUGAAAGUGUUGCGUGAAUAUUUACUUUUUUUUUAUCUCCGACUCGUGAAUGUUUUUACCUGUUUGUAUACAAUUGCAAUUACAUAACAACGACAAAAUGUUUUGGGUCUUGAUAGUUUUGGUUGUGCUUAGCGAAUAUAGUUGGUCUCAGCAGUUAGUGGACUAUGAUGAAGACGAUAAACAACCGACAAAUAUCAAUGAAAGCUUUGACGUUGCCCUUGAAGAACUUUGGCCGCUGGUAAUUAAAAAUGGAUUGGAUAAGACCAUAAUUCCCGACAUAUCCGAAGGAUUUUCUUAUAGGCCUUUGUUCAUAAAUUACAAUGCCGGAGUUCUGCUAAGUAAUGGAAUGGUUUGGAAUAUCCGAAAGGUUGUACGGUAUGGUGAUGUAUUCAUGAUAUUGGAUAAUAAAUCCCUUCGGCUGGGUGGAAGUGUUCUAAUCGAUAAAGUUGAUUUCAGCUACGACUUCAAUGCACGUGUUAUGGGACUGGGCGCUACUGGUACGGUUAUCGGAACCGUCACCGAUACCAUAGUAACGGGCGAAUUUUCCAUUAAUUUAAAUGACACGAAUGUCAUUCUGAACGAUAUGCAAAUUACGUCAUUCGGUGAUAUUGCCGUGCAACUCAAAAGUAAUGUGGUUCUGCGCUGGAUGUCCGAACCGUUCCUCCGGACCAUUACCCGUUUGUUUCAGUCUCGUAUUACGACAACGGUAUCCGAUGGUGUGCGAGAUUAUACGAGAAAGCUGUUGAAUGAUAUCAACGACAAUGACCGAUUGAAUAUUAAAAAAUAUUUCCACAGCAUCAUCCCCAUAUUGAAUACGAAAGAUCGAUGAAUUGGGUCGACCGUUGCAGACAUUUUUAUAACAUAAAUCGGGGGUCGUAUUUCUUCUUCGGAAGCAAGGGUGUAAUUGUUAUGUUGUGAGGAAAAUAAUAUGAAAAAAAAAAACAUUUUUUUUGUCAUUUCUUUUUAACCAAUAAAGCCAUAUUAAGAA
Messenger RNA from Bradysia coprophila, 1105 nucleotides. RefSeq lists its product as uncharacterized. The record is from RefSeq and is a predicted model, not a curated record. Lineage: Eukaryota; Metazoa; Arthropoda; Insecta; Diptera; Sciaridae.